Messenger RNA from Amblyraja radiata (thorny skate), 3633 nucleotides. It is a transcript of the gene wdr95, whose product is annotated as WD40 repeat domain 95. The coding region runs from base 163 to 3633 and encodes 1156 amino acids. The record is from RefSeq and is a predicted model, not a curated record. Gene Ontology annotation, molecular function: protein binding; calcium ion binding. The transcript has 28 exons. Lineage: Eukaryota; Metazoa; Chordata; Chondrichthyes; Rajiformes; Rajidae.
UUAAGAGUGGCCGCAGGUGUGAGUGGUGUCGGGUUACCUGUAGCUUCCUCGCUGGAGAGGAGAGGAGAGGAGAGCAAAUAAAAGAAAUCCCCCAGCUGCAUGCAAGGGCUCAAAGCUUCCUCCAUUUCCCAGCUCCGUGCGGGUUAGCAGAAGGAAACAGGCAUGCCUUUGGGGAAGAAGGUCCGGCCCAGCACCGCAGUCGGGAGGUUGGAAACUUACAACACCGCCAGCAUCUUCCAUAAUGCAGGUCCAGCUAGUGCCAAGUCUCCGACCUCCAGGAUCAGCUGUAUACAAGCACGUGCAAGGACAUCCAUUCCAGAGAGCAGAGCAGUGGAGGGCACUAGCCGAUGCCCCUCGCAGGCCGAGCAGACAGAGUGGUUGGAGACAGAGACGGAGCCGCUGAAACACUAUCCCAGACGCCACUCCGUGGGGCUAGGCCAGAGCGUAGCAACCAAUGAAAACAUUCAACGGUUCGGGGACACCAUUAAAAGCUUGAGGAAGGGCAAGAUUGAACAGCAUGUCUCCUUGACACAUCUGAAAAGCAUCCAGGCUGCAUUUGAAGAAUCUAGAAACAAUGGUAGGACACCGUUGGAUGUGGAAGAUUUUAAGAUGAUAAUGAAGAAAUGCAUGGGAUAUCAUGCCAUACAUGAUGACCAAAUAGAGGAACUGUUCAGGAAGAUUGAUUAUUCUGCAGAUGGUCAGAUUGAAUGGGAUGAAUUCUGUACAUACAUGCAACUGAAGUACAAGAGGAUUGAGGAGUCUUACGUGCGAUCAAAACAUGUCUCGUUCUCCCUUCCAGCCACGUUCAGGGAGCUCUCUCAUGCUGAGCUGAUCCUACGCAUUUACUUCACUCCUGACCAGAGCUUCAUCAUGAUGAGAGAAGAUGGAACCAUCUCCUUCUGGUCAGCCCAGCUCAAACUGAAGCGGAGCAAGAGACUCUUCGAGAAGCCUUUUCACCGAAAGCCAAAAUGGGUGACUGACUUCACCACCAUGUAUCAAUAUAACAAGUUUAUUCUCAGCACUGGAGAUCGGGAGAUUCAGAUCUAUGAGCUUUCCACCUUUGAACCGUAUUGUCAAAUUGCUGGAUUGGAAACAUGCCCUUUGCAGCUUGACUAUUGUUCUACAGGGGCUGAUGACUGCAUGAUCUUGUACGGAGAUGACCAGGGCUGUGUGAACAUUUUACUUCUAUCGUCUGUAGGUGAAACUUUAAGAACAUGGAAGAAGUGCCCAAAGGUGGACAAUAUGCCCAGCAUAAGCAUCGAAAACUCUGCCCUGUCACCAAACGUGACCUACAUUCGCUGGAAGGUGCAUGAAGACUGGGUUACACAGCUGAAAUAUUAUGACUCCAUCACCUCGGUCAUAACUGCUUCCAGUCACGAAGCCACAGCCUUGGUAAUCGGCUGUACCACUGGGACCACAAACCUGGAGAGACAGAUGAAGGAGAUGAGAGAAUGCUGGAAAGAGGGGAAGACCACUAAAUGUCAUGGUCCUUGUGUUCCUCAGAAGAGGCUGGAGUGUGACCAGUCUGUAUUCUGUGUGCACAAAGGGGUGAAGACUUUUGACUUGUGCAAGAAGAAGAACUUGCUGGUUACAGGAGGGAUGGACCGGUUGGUGCGGAUGUGGAACCCUUAUGUUCCUGGGAAAGCUACCGGUUCUUUGAGAGGUCACUGUGCCCCGAUCUGCUUUCUUUCCAUUUCCACCGAUGACAAUAAACUUUUCUCUGUCUCCACUGACAACACUGUAAAGAUCUGGGAUACUGAGGAUCAAUAUUGCCUGUACACAGCUAACCAACAAGUCAGUGGAAUUAAAGGAGAUAUAUCCACAAGCCUCUACAUUCCAGCGAUCAAAGCACUCUGCAUUGCUGCAGACUCCAUCGCCCUGCUGCACCUCAAGAUACAAGCUCAGCCUCAGCCGCACCACGUUAUCUCCCACAAAGAGCCGGCCCUUUGCUGCGUUUAUUGCAGGGAGUUUCGACAGGUCAUCAGCUGUUCAGAAGGAUCGGUGAUCAAAGUCUGGGACCUGGACACAGGGAACCUUGCGUUUGAGUUUAGCAGAGCCCACGGUGGUGCUGCCAUUUGUUGCAUGACCUUUGAUGACAGUGGGAGAAGAUUGAUCACAGGAGGAAGAGAUGGAUGUGUGAAGAUUUGGAAUCAUAAUAAUGGCCACUGCUUGAAAAUAUUGAAAAAAGAGGGCCGAAGUGAUGAAAUCUGUGACUGUACCUAUGUGGAGAUGCAUAAAAAUAAUUAUAUCCUUGCUGUUGGGUGGGAUAGAAGAAUAAACAUAUACUGUGACUCAUCUGACCACCUCCAUCACGUACUGCCUCCUCAACCACACUGGCCCGAUGAUCUGAAAUGGGGGCACAAAGAUGAUAUUCUAUGCAUCGCUCAGUGUCCUCCAACUCUACUGGCAACAUCUAGCUACGAUGGAGAAACUAUUGUAUGGAAUAUGAUCUCUGGUCACAUUUGUUGCCAUCUACACAACCCGUCAAAUCGCGUGUGUGGAGAGGGAAGAGUAAUAGAUAAAAGUGUAAAUAAAGUUAUAUUCUUGAAAAGUCGAGCACUGAAGAUUGAAUUAGGAGCAUCCCUGGUUACAACUGGUCCCCAAGGUUCACUUGUAUUCUGGAGCCUGUUGAAUGGUGGACAGCUCUAUGCUGCUUUUCCUGCUUCCUUGCAUUGCAAUAAAGUUCAAGAUUGUGAAAAUGGAGCUGACGAGGAAGACUGCGUUCCACGGCAGCCUGUGCACCUGUUAAAACAUGAAAAUUCUGAUAACGAGUACCAGGAGUUACCAGAUACUCUCUCCGAGCAUGAUGAUAACAGACAUAACAUACACGCUCUGGUUGAUUCCACUAACAAGCACCUCGACCCUGAAGUUUCACUUCAUGUCAACAAAACCAUUACAGUUGCAAAGAUCGAUACUGGGGCCAAAUUUGCAACUCUGCUUGGCAUUGAUGCAUGCCAGGACCAAGGACACAUUCCGCAUGCAAUGUAUGACAGAGUACACAAUGAGCUCCAGCAGAUGGUGUUCCUGGGUGUCAUUGCGCCGGUUACCGACCCACCCGACAGGGUUUCCACCAUGGUGGUCGUAACAAAGAAAAACAAAGACGAAAUCCGAAUUUAUAUGAACCCCAGAGAUCUGAACACCGCGAUCAAACGCCCGUACUUCCCGAUGCGCAUGGUGGAGGAAGUUGCUGCUCAGCUAGGCAGUGCCUCCAUGUUUUAUGUUCUGGAUGCCAAAAGCUCAUUCUGGCAGAUCCUGCUGGACCCCGAAUCGUCCAAACUCACCAUGUUUGGCACCCCCUUUGGCCGUUACAAGUUCCUGCGGAUGCCCUUUGGCAUCAACUCUGCUAGCGAAUCGGGCUGGUCCCACGUCACUAGCAAUCCAGAAUCCCCACAAUCAAACGGACUUGCAGAACGGGCUGUCCAGAGCUCCAAGCAAUUGAUGGAGCGCUCACACCUUGCUAAAUCCGAUAUCUAUCUGGACCUGCUCAACCUAAGAAACAUCACCCGUGACCCAAUACUGGGGUCUCUUGCCCAACGCCUGAUGACCGACAGACCCGUGCUGCACUGCCUGUGCCCCAACAACUACUGCAGCCACAGGUUCAUUCACCACUUGCUGUCCAGAAACAGCAACUGA